ACUGGUCUAAAGGCCUGCUAAACCUACCUAAGUCUUUUUAUCACUUAGGAUAGAAGCCUUUACUGCAUCCCCCAGAGAAAGUCAUUGUUUUGGCCAAGUCGUUAGCUGCUGUCGCAUUGUUCAUAAAGCUUAAUAACACAAGAAAAGCUGGAUAAUUUCUCCGGGUCUCGCCUGAACUGCUUCGCGACUUCUCGACUCAUCACUGAAGCAAGAAUGCCUUAUCGACUGUUCAAUCAUUCAUCUCCCGAAAUGCCGAAAAACAACUCAUCCCAACCCCUGUCACCUCUCGCCAUAUCAUCCCAAAAGCGGCCUAACUCCAUGCUCGUAAUCAAUGCUUAAUCUCAAAGCAGUAAAGAUCAGGGCCAAUUCUCUGCCCCAGACCCCUAAUACUUCCCCGUUUCCUCCUCUCUCGCGUGGCUUGUCGCAAAAAAUGCCUUCAAUCACUCAUUCCUCUUGAUCCGCCUACGUCAGGCGUCUCGUCACUCCCUCAAAAUGCUGCGGCUCUCGCUGCUCGUCCACUCCCUAGUAUCUCUAUCUCUCGCGCGCAAAUCAGACGGUGGGACGGUUUGGGCGACGCCGCAUGAUAGUUACUCCUCGUCAAUUGGCGUCCCCGGGUGCAAAGUCAACACGAAUCGCGUCGCCUACUGGCCGUAUUCCGUCGACUGUAACAAUAUCUGCAUCGCGCUCACAUACGAAGACCGCACCGUGCAUCUCCUCCGCGUCGAUCAAUCGCAAGGUGCCUACGACGUUAGCUACGAUGCGUGGAAUUACCUCUACACAGGCUACUCGGCCACCGACAAGCCCACGGCCGGCGGUCCCGUCGAGAUGACAUAUUCCAACGUCGACGCAUCCAAAUGCUCCGACUUAAUACAUACAAAAAAGAGCAGACUACCGCUUAGCGCAGCGAACAGCAUGAACUUUUUAACGUCGUGCCUCGAUCGGAACGAGAGUACGUGGGUUGGCGAUAAUUACGUUCUUUACAACAUCCUCGACUCGAUAUGCACUCUUGGACACGACGAGACGUGUGAGUUGGAUUAUCCGGCGGAGAACCAAGCAAAGUGUCCGCAUACGAUGGGCGUGCCGGAUGAGUUGAAGGGGGAAGCAGUUGUUAAUAUUCGGUAUCCGAGUGGUGAGAAGGUGAGCGCUGCUGAUGGGAAGCCAGUGGAUGAGGAUGGUGCGAUGGGGUUGGAGAGGCCGGGUGGAAUGGCUCUGGCGAUUGUUGUUUUGUUUUCGGCGUGUCUUGCUCUUGGGAUGUGAUGCGCUGAUUGAUGCGAUGCUGAUGAUGGUGGAGGAUGAUAAUGUCAAGAUACCCUUCUGUUUUGUUUCAUGCCCGUUCAAUUGAACAAUUA
This is a messenger RNA of Fusarium oxysporum Fo47, 1349 nucleotides long. RefSeq lists its product as uncharacterized. The coding region runs from base 493 to 1257 and encodes 254 amino acids. The transcript is spliced from 2 exons. Lineage: Eukaryota; Fungi; Ascomycota; Sordariomycetes; Hypocreales; Nectriaceae. The record is from RefSeq and is a predicted model, not a curated record.